AUGAUCCCACUACAACCACAUUGGCUCCCACAACAACCACAGAGGCUCUCACAACAACCACAGCGACUCCCACAACAAAUACAGCGGCUCGCACAACAACCACAGAGGCUCUCACAACAACCACAGCGACACCCACAACAACCACACUCCCACUACGACCACAGCAUCUCCCACUACAACCACAGUGGCUACCACUACAACCACAGCUCCUCCCACUACAACCACAGCAGCUCCCACUACAACCACAGCGCCUCCCACUACAACCACAGCGCCUCCCACUACAACCGGAGCAUCUCCCACUACAACAGCUCACAUAGCAACAACAAAAGCUGGUGUAACAUCAUCCACUGCUGGCCCAACAACAACGGCUCCCACAACAACCACAGCUGCUCACACUACAACCACAGCGGCUCCCACAACAACCACAGAAGCUCCCACUACAACCACAUUGGCUCCCACUACAACCACAGAGGCUUACACAACAACCACAGCGACUCCCACAACAACUACAGUGGCUCGCACAACAACCACAGAGGAUCUCACAACAACCACAGCGACACCCACAACAACCACAGUGUCUCCCACUACAACAGUGGCUCCCACUACAACCACAGCGGCUCCCACAACAACCCCAGCUGCUUCCACAACAACCACAGCUUAUGUUAUAACAACGACAUCAGCUCCCACUACGACCACAGCAUCUCCCACUACAACCACAGUGGCUACCACUACAACCACAGCUGCUCCCACUACAACCACAGCGGAUCCCACUACAACCACAGCGCCUCCCACUACAACCGGAGCAUCUCCCACUACAACAGCUCACAUAGCAACAACAAAAGCUGGUGUAACAUCAUCCACUGUUGGCCCUACAACAACGGCUCCCACAAAUACCACAGCUGCUCCCACUACAACCACAGCGGCUCCCACAACAACCACAGAGUCUUUCACAACAUCCACAGUGACUCCAACAACAACUACAGCGGCUCCCACAACAACUACAGCGGCUCCCACAACAACCACAGCGGCUCCCAUUACAACCACAGCGUGGCUCCCACUACAACCACUGAGGCUCCCACUACAACCACAGCGACUCCCACAACAACCACAGUUGCUCCAACUACAACCACAGUCGGCUCCCACAACAACCACAGCGGCUCCCACUACAACCACAGCGGCUCCCACUACAACCACAGCGACUCCGACUACAACCACAUUGGCUCCCACAACAACCACAGAGGCUCCCACUACAACCACAGCGGCUCCAACUACAACCACAGCGGCUCCCACUACAACCACAGCGACUCCCACAACAACCACAGUGGCUCCAACUACAACCACAGUGUCUUCCACUACAACAGCUCCCAUAUCAACAACAAAAGCUGA
Molecule: messenger RNA, 1386 nt
Organism: Oncorhynchus masou masou (cherry salmon)
Lineage: Eukaryota; Metazoa; Chordata; Actinopteri; Salmoniformes; Salmonidae
Product: histidine-rich glycoprotein-like
Exons: 5
Coding region: 1-1386 (461 amino acids)
Source: RefSeq, a predicted model, not a curated record